AUGGAGCCGCCAGCGGGAGCCGCUCGCCGCCCGCUCUGCCCCGCGCUGCUGCUGCUGCUGCUUGCGCUGCUGCCGCCGCCGCCGCCGCCCGCGGACGCCCGGCUCGCUGUCGCCAACCGGCCCCCAGGCGGGCCCCUGGCGCACGGAGCGGAGCGCAUCCUGGCGGUGCCGGUGCGCACAGACGCCCAGGGCCGCUUGGUGUCCCACGUGGUGUCGGCGGCGACAGCCAGCGCGGGAGUACGAACCCGCAGGGCUGCCCCGGGCCAGACCCCGGGCUUCCCCGAAGGCCCCGAGGAGGACCCGGGCGGCCGUCUCUUCUACAAUGUCACGGUCCUCGGCCGAGAUCUGCACCUGCGGCUGCGGCGCAACUCCCGCCUCGUGGCGCCCGGGGCCACGGUGGAGUGGCAGGGCGAGCCGGGCGCCACGCGCGUGGAGCCCCUGCUGGGGACCUGCCUCUACGUCGGCGACGUGGCCGGCCUGCCUGACGCUUCCUCCGUGGCUCUCAGCAACUGCGACGGCCUGGCCGGUCUGAUCCGCGUGGAGGAGGAAGAGUUCUUCAUCGAGCCCCUGGAGAAGGGGCCCGCGGCGCAGGAGGACGUGGGGGGCCGCGUGCACGUGCUGUUCCGCCGGCCGCCCACCCCCGGGCCCCCUCCUCCGGGGGCGCCCCAGGCCCUGGACACAGGGGCCACCCCCAGCAGCCUGGACCAACUCAGCCGAGCCCUGGGGGUCCUGGAGGAGCGCGUCAACAGCUCACGGCGCAGGGCGCGGAGGCACGCUGCCGAUGACGACUACAACAUCGAGGUCCUGCUGGGCGUGGACGACUCGGUGGUCCAGUUCCACGGGAAGGAGCACGUGCAGAAGUACCUGCUCACGCUCAUGAACAUCGUCAACGAAAUCUAUCACGACGAGUCCUUGGGCGCCCACAUCAACGUGGUCCUGGUGCGGAUAAUCCUCCUGAGCUACGGGAAGUCCGUGAGCCUCAUCGAGCUCGGGAAUCCCUCGCAGAGCCUGGAGAACGUCUGCCGCUGGGCCUACCUCCAGCAGAAGCCGGACACGGACCACGACGAGUACCACGAUCACGCCAUCUUCCUCACCCGGCAGGACUUUGGGCCGUCGGGGAUGCAAGGCUACGCGCCUGUCACCGGGAUGUGCCACCCAGUCCGCAGCUGCACCCUGAACCACGAGGACGGCUUCUCCUCGGCGUUCGUGGUGGCCCACGAGACCGGCCAUGUGCUGGGCAUGGAGCACAACGGGCAGGGCAACCGCUGUGGGGACGAGGUGCGGCUCGGCAGCAUCAUGGCGCCCCUGGUGCAGGCUGCCUUCCACCGCUUCCACUGGUCCCGCUGCAGCCAGCAGGAGCUGGGCCGCUACCUCCACUCCUAUGACUGCCUGCGGGACGACCCCUUCGCCCACGACUGGCCGGCACUGCCCCAGCUCCCCGGGCUGCACUACUCCAUGAAUGAGCAGUGCCGCUUCGACUUCGGCCUGGGCUACAUGAUGUGCACGGCGUUCCGGACCUUCGACCCCUGCAAGCAGCUGUGGUGCAGCCACCCAGACAACCCCUACUUUUGCAAGACCAAGAAGGGGCCCCCCCUGGAUGGGACCAUGUGUGCACCUGGCAAGCACUGCUUUAAAGGACACUGCAUCUGGCUGACUCCCGACAUCCUCAAACGGGACGGAAACUGGGGUGCCUGGAGUCCGUUCGGCUCCUGCUCGCGCACCUGCGGCACGGGUGUGAAGUUCAGGACCCGCCAGUGUGACAACCCACAGCCAGCCAACGGGGGCCGCACCUGUUCGGGCCUGGGCUACGAGUUCCAGCUCUGCAACCGCCAGGACUGCCCCGACCCCCAGGCGGACUUCCGGGAGGAGCAGUGCCGCCAGUGGGACCUGUACUUCGAGCACGGGGAUGCCCAGCACCACUGGCUGCCUCAUGAGCACCGGGACGCCAAGGAGAGAUGCCAUCUCUACUGCCAGUCGAGGGAGACGGGCGAGGUGGUGUCCAUGAAGCGCAUGGUGCACGACGGGACCCGCUGCUCCUACAAGGAUGCCUUCAGCCUCUGCGUGCGUGGGGACUGCAGGAAGGUGGGCUGCGACGGGGUGAUCGGGUCCAGCAAGCAGGAGGACAAGUGCGGUGUGUGCGGAGGGGACAACACCCAUUGCAAAGUGAUCAAGGGCACUUUCACACGCUCGCCCAAGAAGCACGGUUACAUCAAGAUGUUUGAGAUCCCCGUGGGGGCCAGACACCUGCUCAUCCAGGAGGCGGACGCCACCAGCCACCACCUGGCUGUCAAGAACCUGGAGACGGGCAAGUUCAUCUUGAAUGACGAGAACGACGUGGACCCCAAUUCCAAGUCCUUCGUCGCCAUGGGUGUGGAGUGGGAGCAUCGAGACGAGGAUGGCCGGGAGACGCUGCAGACCAUGGGGCCCCUCCGCGGGGCCGUGGCCGUCCUGGUGAUCCCGCAGGGGGACGCCCGCAUCUCGCUGACUUACAAGUACAUGAUCCACGAGGACUCUCUCAACGUCGACGACAACAACGUCCUUGAAGAUGACCCCGGGGGCUACGAGUGGGCCCUGAAGAAGUGGUCCCCCUGCUCCAAGCCCUGCGGCGGCGGCUCCCAGUUCACCAAGUAUGGCUGCCGCCGGAAACGGGACCACAGGAUGGUGCAGCGCGGCCUCUGCGACACCCUCAGCAAGCCCAAGGCCAUCCGCCGCGCCUGCAACCUGCAGCAGUGCUCCCAGCCCGUGUGGGUGACCGGCGAGUGGGAGCCGUGCAGCCAGAGCUGCGGGCGGAUGGGCAUGCAGUCGCGCUCCGUGCGCUGCAUCCAGCCGCUGCACGACAACACCAACCGCUCCGUGCACACCAAGUACUGCAACGACGCGCGGCCCGAGGGGCGCCGCGCCUGCAACCGUGAGCUCUGCCCCGGGCAGUGGCGGAGCGGGCCCUGGACCCAGUGCUCGGUCACCUGUGGCAACGGCACCCAGGAUCGGACGGUGCUCUGCCGGACCCCGGACGACAGCUUCGGCGCCUGCUGGGAGGAGCGGCCCGAGACGGCGAGGCCCUGCAGCCUCGGUCCUUGUCCGGCCCCAGGAAACGUCUCUGAUCCUUCCAAGAAGAGCUUCGUGGUUCAGUGGCUGUCGCGACCCGACGCCGACUCUCCCGUGCCGAAGAGCUCGUCAAAGGGCCACUGCCAAGGCGACAAGUCACUGUUCUGUAGGAUGGAGGUCUUGUCUCGCUACUGCUCCAUCCCGGGAUACAACAAACUGUGCUGCAAGUCCUGCAACCUCCACGACAACAGCACCAGUGAGGAUGACAGGACAGAACCACCGCCCGGGACGGACAACGACAUCGAGGACCUGGUGCCCACCGACCCAGUGCCCACGCUAGUCAUGGAGGCGCAUCCUCUGCCGGGCGCCCCCCUGGAGGUCCCUCUCAAUGCCUCCAGCACCAACGCCACCGAGGAUCACCCAGAAACCAACACCGUAGAUGGACCCUACAAAAUCCGUGGCCUGGACGAUGAAGUCCAGCCACCCAACCUAAUCCCGCAACGGCCGAGCCCAUAUGAAAAGACCAGAAACCAAAGAAUCCAAGAGCUCAUUGAUGAGAUGCGGAAGAAAGAGAUGCUCGGAAAGUUCUAAUAAAAUGGAAAGAUAGCAUCAAUAGCAUUUUAUUUCUUGCUUAUAGAGAUAUUCCAUGGGAUAGCAAAUCCUGUGUCAUGGAGGUGAAGUGAAAAUUCCUGAUUCCAAAAAGUUUUGAGAAAACAAAGAGGGGGAAUGACAUCGAAAAUGUAAGUGUGAGCAAGUGUCAACUAGGAUAGCACGUGUGUUUCCCAACCUGUGAAUGACCUAAGCCUCGGACUGCCAGAUCCAAGAGGGUGCUGGGUGUGGGGUGGAGGGCGGAAAGGAUCACAGAGGUUCUGCAUUGUCCAUCGGUGAGGGGAGGACAGGAGGGAGAAUUCUGAGAGAGAAAAUAGUUGCCUUGAGUUUCUGAGCAGUGAUUGGGAAAUCUUCUUUCCUUGGUGGUAGCAUUCCUUCCUACAGAUCCCCAGACCAAGGCACAAGCCCCAUGGGGACUCUUAGGAGAAAUGGUGGUUUAUUUAAUAAUUGAUCGAUACCCAAGAUGAGCACAAUGAAGUGGAGGCUGUGAGCCUAAAUGCCUUUAAGGACAGGGUGGGUAGCGCGGCCCGUUGGGGGCCAUGGCCCACUUGAUGUCCCUGCCCACCCAGAGCUGACUGUCAGCUCCAUCUCCUUCCGCCAUGUGCCAAAGCUGGUCCAUGGUGCCAGAGAGUCUGGUUUUUUGGGAGAAGCCACAAGUCUAGGUUUUCAUGAGAAAAGUCUCAAUUUGUAAAAGUCACCUCAAAAUAUUUUAAGGGAGGCUUUUAGGCUCGAGAGCCUCCAGUUUGCAACCUCUGGUCUCCACUCUUGGCCUGAAAUGGUUUUGUUAAUGAAAGACUUAGGAAAAGUCAUCUGACCCAUCUGGUGCUCAAGUCGUACAGCGUUUGAAUACCUCAAUCAAACGUGAGCUGUGCAGACGUCCAUUUCUUCUCAGGAAAGUAAGGAGCCCCCCAUAACUGGGGACAUGAGGGUAAAUCUAAACCAGGGGCAAUAUUUGCUGCAUUAGGAGAAGACUCUGGGGAGCUCUCCCCUCCACCAACCCUGGCCUUGGUUGUGCCCUCGCAGGCUCUAGCCCCAGCAUUCUCCCCCAGCCAGCCUGGCCUCAGGUCUUGGGGCUGUCCCAGGGAGACUCUCUCCUCACCCAGUGCAUAAGAAGGAUGAAGGAGGGAAAAUCCAAUGCAUGCUCCGGGGCCCGUGAGUCUCCCCCACACUGCCCUACCGUUGGGGCUGGAGAUCUGCCACCAUGAUGGCCAAGCUCCAGGAUUCUGAGCUCCUGGGCUUCAUGGGCUCAGCUUUGCUCCUGAAAACCAGCUCAGCCUAUGGAGGAUGCCCGUUCCACCUCUCCACCUCCCUCCCUUAGUGGACUCUGAAGUUCUGGGGCCCAGCGGUAAACUGCAUGAUUUACUGCACGAUUUGGCCUUCAGUGGGAGGGGCAGGGCGAGAGGUGGGGUCAGCCCCUUUCUAAACUGUGUUCUUCAACUUCUAUUUUCAUCAGAAUGGUGCUCUGUGAGCAAGAUGUGAGCCAGAAACAGGAGGAAGGGGGCAGGGGUAGAUGGGAGGAAGGUGGCUAAUAUUUACUUCUCACUGCAUCAAUAUUUUGUGAACAUGUGGCUUAAACUUCUCUAAAGUAUAAGACCCAGGGGCACAUUAGCUCCUUAGCUGGGCCAACCCAUAAUUCUUAAGUUUUUUCAUGUCCAGGAAAGUUCUAGAGGCUCAUAGAUCUUAGCUCUCAGAGCUCUUGCUUCUCCAAUUUCCCAUUAUAUGGAAGAGAAUACUGAGGCUCAGGAUAAGACCAUAAUGGCCACUUUAUACAGUUUUGAGGUGCUAAAUGUGUCUGUCUGAAUCUACAUGUGUGUCUGGGUAUGUCUAUAUGUGUGGUCUAAGGAAAGAAGUAAGGGUGUAGGAAAAAGGGAGGGUGACAUCUGGGGCUGAUGUUUAACUUUCCAACUGGUGAAUGUCACUGGGUGAUGAUUAGCACCCCCCUCCAACCUUGUACAGCCCCUUCCUCCUUACUGCUACCACCUCCCACUCAUGCCCAUACACUCAAAGGAUCUUGCCAUCUUCUACAAACCAAACUGGAGAAAACACUUGAGUAUCUCUCAUAGUAUCACUUCUUAUUUAACAGACGUGGUAUAAAGCACGUUUGCAGUCCUGUCUCAUCAUUGGGAAAUGGAUCCCACCACUCUCCCUCAUUUGUUGAACCCUUGACAGCCGGUGCUGUCCGCAAACUCAAGGACUUGUCAUUUCUUGCUUGGGUGUCCUAGAAUCUGGAGGAAGUUCAGGACUAACCCUAGCCAGAUGGCGUGACUCAGUUUACCCAGCAUGGGGGCCAUGGGGUGGGAAUAUUCCAUUCUCAGGUCCUGGAAAACCAGGGCCUCAUGUCUAGGGGGCUGGUGGGAACUUCUCAGGGGUACCGUCCUCUUCUGGAAAGAGGAAGAUGCCCUUUGGGAACUGUCGGCCAGCCAUGGCCCCAUAUGCCGUUCUCAGAGCCCUGCACUGUAUGGGCACGGAGUCCUCCGGAACCAGGCGGUCCUCAGAGGUCCCCUCUGUCCAGGGAUGCAGGGCUCACCCAGCGCUGAGGAACUAGUGCGCUGGGGACCAGUUGCAGAGAAGGCUCAAAGGCAGCCCUGAGCCUCCAAAGCCAGCGUCCGUGUCUGAGGGGCCCGUGGAUGCAUUUUGGCCGAGGUUUUGUAGCACCAGGUUGCAGCUCAGAAGCCCUCCCCAUUCACAGCAGUGGGGGGUCCGCUGAGGGGACGAGAGACACUUCGUGUUCACGGGGGGUGGGGGAUGCAUGCUUGAAUUUGGGGACCCAACUCUGAUGACUCCUUCUGGCAAACCCAUGGAAUUUCAUGUAUAAGCCCUUCAUUUGUAUUUCCAGGUUCUGUUGGUUAGUUUUGUCUUUGCUUUAGUAUACCGAUGGUGCUCAGUAGCAAUGUCAUUGUGUACGCCUGUGUGACAGGUGGCCGUCAUACAGUCAUCACGGUGCUGAACCCAAAUCACGGAAUCUUAUCUUACUGAUCACAGCAAUUGUUACAGUUUUUUUUUCUGUAUGGUAAAAUUUGCUUGAUUUUGUAAUUUAUUAAAGUUAAAAUG
Molecule: messenger RNA, 6705 nt
Organism: Choloepus didactylus (southern two-toed sloth)
Lineage: Eukaryota; Metazoa; Chordata; Mammalia; Pilosa; Megalonychidae
Gene: ADAMTS2
Product: ADAM metallopeptidase with thrombospondin type 1 motif 2
Biological process (GO): extracellular matrix organization; proteolysis
Molecular function (GO): zinc ion binding; metalloendopeptidase activity
Source: RefSeq, a predicted model, not a curated record